Melitaea cinxia (Glanville fritillary) is the source of this 1090-nucleotide messenger RNA. RefSeq lists its product as uncharacterized. The transcript has 3 exons. Gene Ontology annotation, biological process: negative regulation of translation; negative regulation of ribosome biogenesis. Gene Ontology annotation, molecular function: ribosomal large subunit binding. Gene Ontology annotation, cellular component: mitochondrion. NCBI's taxonomy places the organism in Eukaryota, Metazoa, Arthropoda, Insecta, Lepidoptera, Nymphalidae. Bases 128 to 859 code for a protein of 243 amino acids. The record is from RefSeq and is a predicted model, not a curated record.
UGACACUGACAAUCAUACAAAAUAAGCGCUUUGUAUAUUUUUAAGUCAUUAAACUGUUAUCAUAUUAGUAAAAUAAAUUCGUAAUUUUGUUUUUCAAAAGUCAAAUGUAAACAAUAGUUCGUGCAGUAUGUUUAAAAAAAUUGUUUUGCCUAUUACAGCUUGUCGGCACUACUGUAAAAUCUUAUCAAAAUUUCAUGGAGGUUAUAACACAAAUAGUACGCAGAAAAGUUAUUUUCAUAAUGGAAAAUGUUUAUUAACUCCUAGAAAUCCUCCAAAAUCGAAUAAGCAAACAUCCCCAGCCAUAGCCACCAAAUAUCAGGUUAUAACGGAAACGAAUUCAACAUUAAUAGAAAAUACUGCUGAUGAAAUUUACGUAGGAGAUAAAUAUCCUAUUUUAAGUGACGAGUUUGACGGAAUAAACUUAGAAAGAGGCAAAAAUGGUGUAUUUGAAAUAGAAGACCUUGUAGAAUUAUUAGAUAGAGAAAAUUCUAAGGAUAUAUUUGUAGCAACAGUUUCAAAAGACAUCAACUAUGUGGAAUAUAUAUGUGUUGUAAGCGCAAGAAGUAAGAGACAUAUUUUGGCAUUAGCAGAAUUCGUAAGGAAAGUUUAUAAAAGGAAAUGUCAUAAAAGUGACCAUAUACCAAGGAUUGAAGGCAAGGAUUCAGAAGAAUGGAUGGCCUUAGAUUUAGGAAACAUAGCCUUACAUAUAUUUUCAGAGAAAACAAGAAAAAUAUAUGAUUUAGAAACACUAUGGUCGGUUGGUCCUGAAUAUGAUGGAAAGACAGACGACAGUACUGAAGUAAUUGAUAUGUUAGAAAACUACAGCUCUUACCUAAAAGAUCUAAAACCAUUAGCAUAAAUAUCAAAAUGUUGUUUCUUUAGUAAAAAAAUGGUGUAGUUAUAUUUUGAUAAGUAAAAAAAAAAAUAUAUUAAACAUGAUUGUCAUUUUGCCACUUAUUUUAACCAUUAGUUUAAAAAAAAUAGUAAAAUCAAGGAGUUUGUUGUUAAAAGGAAAAACAAUUGUAUAAAAUUUAGUUUUGUUUAAAAACUAUAAUUAUGUAGCAAUAAAGGCUCCAUUUAAAGUCUCAUA